Hypomesus transpacificus is the source of this 3784-nucleotide messenger RNA. RefSeq lists its product as uncharacterized. Gene Ontology annotation, biological process: protein polyubiquitination. Bases 93 to 3302 code for a protein of 1069 amino acids. Lineage: Eukaryota; Metazoa; Chordata; Actinopteri; Osmeriformes; Osmeridae. Gene Ontology annotation, cellular component: nucleus. Gene Ontology annotation, molecular function: ubiquitin conjugating enzyme activity. The transcript has 25 exons. The record is from RefSeq and is a predicted model, not a curated record.
UGAUAUGAAAAUCAGUUUAAUUUCUCCGUCUGCCACACCUUGAGUCAGAGACUAGGAUAGCAACUACAGACACAAGAUCAACACCAAUCAAGAUGGAUAAGAUCUACAGUCUUCUUGAAACACACCGACUGGAGUCGUACUAUAACAAGUUCCUCAAUUUUGGUGUCAAGGAUGACAGAGAUUUCAUUGACAGUGUACAUGGUGAAGACUUAAACACCAUGGGUUUUAGUCACAUUGAGAAGAAUCGCUUUGCAUCAUUGCAAGAGUAUGUUAGAAGACUUCGCUCCCCACAGAACAAUCCCAACCAAGGCACACCUGUACAAAAAUCAAUGGAGGCCUACCACCUCACGUACACAUACCCCCAUUGUCCUGAGCCAAAAUACAUCAGAGACAUGGACCCGGCCCAAAACACACUAGAGGACCUGAUGCUGAGGAUUUGUUACCAGGAGUGUGUGGGGAAAAAUAAAGGUGUGUGCCUCUACACAGUCGAUGGAAUGCCUUUAACAGACGAUCCUUUCUUCAAUACGUGGUCAUUGAAAGAAAGGCACAUUGAAAAUGGGUCUGUGCUAUAUGCAAUAUUUACACCGAAGGAGAACUUGAAACAAGCCCCCAAAAUGCCAAAGCAUGAAAUGGUUGAAGGACGAUUUGGAGAAGAUACCCUUCGCUGCCACAUCAUGCUUAAGGGAGAUUAUGAGGUUAAGGUGGACUUGAAUUGUGAUACAAUUAAGGACUUGAGACUGAAGCUUGCCAGUGAGACUGGAAUCCCAGCACAUGUUCUCCAUUACAGCGGUGAAUCUGGCAGUGCUGGAGACACCUUGCAGGACUGUGGAGUAACUGUGGAGUCAACGGUGCAUUUUUCUUUGACCUCAUUCCCUGAAGAAAGUCAAGACUCCAUGUCAUUUUGCACAAAUGACAUCACACCCUCAGUACAACAAACUCCAAAAGGGCUGAGUGUGUUUUUCUCUACUCUGUAUGCCAUUAAAAUGAAACAAUCUGGAGAACAAGUUAAGACAUUGAUUGCAUAUAUUCGAAAACUUAGUGGAUGCAACCCUUUGGCCCAAAGUUUGUUUCAGUUACUGUGUAGAAACGAGAUUGGAACCAAUGUUCAAAAGAUUGCAAUUGUAGAAGGAUUGUACAAUCUCUUCAGAGAACUAUUGCCAAGGCCUGAGAAACAAAGAGAUGGACACGUUGUGGAAGACUUUGAGGUCUUUGAAAGCGCAAACGUGUGUUGGGCCAGUCUGCUAUCGGGAGCAGAGACAUGUAGCUCAGAGCACGAAACCUAUGCACGAAUGUAUCUGAAUUCUCAACAAGGUCAGCGCUUUUCUGACCCAGUUCGUGUCCCAGGUUUACCAGAUGUUCUUGAAAGAGCAUAUGUUCUGCAGAAAAUCAAAGAUGGGGAAAAAAUUCCAAACUGCACUGAUAAAAACCUGCAAGCAACAUCCAUGAAGAGAGCAACUGAUGUCGAGAAAUUACUGCUCAGUUUACCUCCCUCUAUGAAAUCCUUCCCUGUCUGGAUCUCCUUUGAACAGACGACAAGUAAUGGCUUUCAGAUAAAUGAUGUGGAGACUUUUGUCAACAUGAUGGAAAAUGUAAAAAAGUACUCUUACCUGACGAUUACGCCGCCCUUGAAGCUGAAGGAAAUUGGAUUACAAGGCCCAAUGCUUGUGCUCCUCAAUGAAGCUACCCUUGGUGUUUAUGUCGAUAAUGACAAAUCAAAAACUCAGAGUGUAAGAGUCUUUGAUUGUAUGGCUGGCAAAAUGCAAACUGUAGACGUGAACCUUUUGGCAAAUGAAAUGAGAGACACAAGAAGUGAUCAGACAUUUGUAACUAGCAGGACUCCCAAGGAAGCUAUUCUGGUCCUAAUAGAUACAAGCAGCUCAAUGACAGAACAAUGCUAUGAAGGAGUGAGAAUGAAGAGAAUUGAUGCUGUCAAAGAGCUCUUCCAUGCCUUUGCAACCAGAACCAUGGCUUAUAAUUUGCAUAAUGUCAUUGGCCUGAUGACAUUUGGCUCACUUGUUCAAAUGGUCCAUGCUUUUACAGAGACUAUUGAGACCUUUAUGGAAUAUGUACGCAGUGUCGAGGCAGAAGGAUUCACUCGGCUCUAUGACGCCUUACAGAAUGGCAUAACUGAGCUAGAUAAAGUCAAGAAGCAAUUCCCUGAUUGUAAACUUCGCAUCAUAUGUCUCACAGACGGGAAUGAUGUGGGGUCAGAUACCCACCCACGUGGUCUGGUUACCAAUUUGAUGAGCUCUGGCAUCGUUGUGGAUGCUGUUCUGGUGGGAGAUGUGGUGAACGAUGUGCUGCAUGGGAUCAGCUAUGCAACAGGUGGCUAUUGUUUUAAGCCAGCGACAUGCAAAGACGGUCUGAAGCUCUUUGAAAUGGAAACGGUUCUGUCCAUGGAGUUGAGGAAACCAAAAGAAGAAACUGACCCCUCUGUUCUUACAAGCGUGAGGGCGAUAAAAGCUCUCGUUGCCGGUAAAGGCUAUGAUGAAUCACCUGAAAAUGUUCUGCCAUUGGAACUCGGCAAUAAAGUGACUGUGGCAAAGAACACACUGAAAAACAAUUCGAAAACCAGAUGCUAUCUGGAGAAGGACCGUCGGAUUCUUGCAGAGCUGAGAAGCCUGCACUGUGAUCCACACCCUUUCUGCACCAUCUAUCCUACAGAGUCAGACAUGACUUUCUGGAAGAUCCUCCUGCAAGGCCCCCCUGACACGUCAUAUGAGAACGGAGUGUUCGAGCUGUACUGCCAGUUUGGUGAUUACUACCCAGUCAAACCACCACUGAUGCGAUUUGUCACACCUGUGUACCACUGUAACGUCAACAGUGUGGGCCGUAUCUGCCACAAUAUAUUUGACCGCAACUACUCUGCUCAUAUCACCAUGAGAGAGAUCCUGGAUGCUGUCUAUGGACUGCUCAUCAUGCCCGAGCCUGAAGAUCCUCUGGAUAGCAUCUUGGCUGAGGAGUUCAUGACCAGUAGAGAGACAUAUGAACAAGAGGCCAAGAAAAACACAGAAGAAAUAGCAGGAAACUCUUUGAAUGACAUGGAACAGAAACUGGUGGGUUCAGAGGUAACAGAGGACUUUGUGCCACCACACCUGGUUUGUCCACUGACCAAAAAGAUGUUUAUCGAUCCCGUGAUGACCAUUUAUGGAACUGUCUACGAACGCAAAGCCAUUGACAAACAUCUGAAGAUAGAAAGCACAGAUCCUGUCAAGAAGGAACCCCUGCAUGAAACUCAGCUGAAGCCCUACCCAGACAUGCGCAAGAUGGUGCGGGAUUUCCGCAGUCAGCAGAUUCAGUGAACAAUGAGGUGUAAUGAAGCAAACCCAUACAUUUGGGUGACAUCAGUGCAAUAAUUAUACGCUAUUGAUAUAUCAAUGUUUUCUAACUUGAGUUUUCCCUUUUUACAAUAAGAUGAUUAUAUUAUUGUCAGUAAAUGCUCUGGUUAAUCAGUAAAACGUCACUUUUGGGAAUGUGUUUUCUAAUAGAAGGUAAAUUGAAGUAGAAGGUUGACAUUUAUCAAAAUAAUUGUGUAGUGUUCAAUUGCCUAGACUAGUUCAGUUUUGAUAAUCAAGCAGUUAUGCAAGUUAAAAAGCUAAGAGAUAUAUGCAGUUAUCUUACUUUCGUCAUGUCAUCAAAUAAGGCAUGCUACAUUUAUUUUAGAGUGCAGUAGAGUUUUCAAUGUUGUUAUUUGUGUUGGCAACUUCAAACCUUCAAGACUAACCAAAGUUUUGAUAGGAGGUAUGUUUUCCUCUUUUUGAGAAAUAAAUUCCAAAUAAACGAA